This is a messenger RNA of Rhinolophus ferrumequinum (greater horseshoe bat), 752 nucleotides long. RefSeq names its product serine peptidase inhibitor Kazal type 7 (gene SPINK7). The coding region runs from base 7 to 324 and encodes 105 amino acids. Gene Ontology annotation, molecular function: protein binding. Lineage: Eukaryota; Metazoa; Chordata; Mammalia; Chiroptera; Rhinolophidae. The transcript has 4 exons. The record is from RefSeq and is a predicted model, not a curated record.
GAGGCCAUGGCUGGUGCAGUUGUUGUGACAGCCCCAAGCAGUCCCUGCCUCACAGCCACUUCCUCCAUGAAGGUCGCUGGGGGUCUCCUUCUGCUCUGUGCAGUGACCUGCUUCUGCAGCAGCUCAGAAGCUGCUAGUCUGUCUAUAACUAUGGUGGACUGCAGCAUUUACAAGAAGUACCCAGUGGUGGCCAUCCCUUGCCCCAUCACUUACAUGCCUGUUUGUGGUUCUGACUACAUCACCUAUGGGAAUAAAUGCCUCUUGUGUACUGAGAGCUUGAAAAGUGAUGGAAAGGUCCAAUUUCUUCAUGAAGGAAGAUGUUAACUUCUCCAUAGAUGUGGGUGCAGAGCAAUGAUAAUCCGCAGUGUCAUCUUCGUCGUCCUUGGGCUCUGACUGCCUUCGCCCUCACCAUGGCCAAGUUCUGGGGGGAGGAAGGUGCAGAGAUAGAUGCAAUCUCCCCAAAGGCCUUUCUUUUUUUUAUUAUUUUUUGUUAAAUUUACUGGGGUGAUGUUGAUUAGAAAAAUUAUAUAGGUUUCAAGCAUACAAUUCUGUAAUACAUCAUCUGUAUAUUGCAUUGUGUUCACCACCCAGAGUCAAUUCUCUUUCCAUCACCAUAUACUUGACCCCGUUUACCGUCUUCUACCAACCUCGUCCCCUCCCCCAUUACCCUCUAAUAACCACUAAACCGUUGUCUGUGGUCUAUGAGUUUUCGUUUGUUUGUUUGUCUUGUUCAUUUGUUACUUUGUUUUCUA